AUGACAGAAACGGGUACAAAAAUCUUCAAUCGCACCUGCAUACCAAAAGAUAGAGUACACAGAGUCGCCAUCAUAUGUGGAGACCAAAAUCGAUUCGACAUGUUCAAAAAGGAUGCAACAAAUUAUCGUGAAUUUGGAAGCUACCUUUGCUGGAAAGCUGCAGAGUUCGAAUAUAACGGUGAUUACUUCCUCCUAGCAUGCCACGGUGUAGGAAGCCAUCCUACUGCAGUACUGGUCAGAGAACUCAUCGAACUCGGGGUAAAAUGUAUCAUACGAAGUGGUACCAGUGGUACUUACGUACCCACGGAACGUAAAAUCGGUGAUAUUUGUAUCUGUUAUGGAUGCGUCAGGGGCGACUCAGUAUCUCUACAUGAAAUCGACGCCGCAUUCCCUGCAGUGGCGCAUCCAGAUGUUGUUGAAGCGCUAAGAAAGGCAAGUGAAGGUCUUAAAUUACCAACACAUCUUGGUGUAUGCAAUACCACAGAUCUGUUCUACCGUACGGGAAUGCAUGGAGGUGAUCCGAGGGAAACACUUAUCAAGUGCGCAGUAGCUAUAGAAGACACGGACAAUUCUGCUCUACUGACACUAUGUAACAUAUAUGGCAUCAGGGGAGGAGCUAUAUGCACCAUUGAUGGAUGUCCAUUCGAAUGGCACCAGGGAAACUAUGGACCCAAAACUACGGAAAUGACCAGAGGAAAAGAAUGCAUGGUCAGGAUUACCAUGCAAGCCGCUUCAGAACUGGUUCAGAAAAUCAAAGAAGAAGAGACACAAGGAAUUACUGGUAUUUGA
Molecule: messenger RNA, 789 nt
Organism: Babesia sp. Xinjiang
Lineage: Eukaryota; Apicomplexa; Aconoidasida; Piroplasmida; Babesiidae
Gene: udp
Product: Uridine phosphorylase
Exons: 1
Coding region: 1-789 (262 amino acids)
Biological process (GO): uridine catabolic process
Cellular component (GO): cytosol
Molecular function (GO): uridine phosphorylase activity
Source: RefSeq, a predicted model, not a curated record